ACUAUUAAUAUUUGGUAUAAUGAACUUUUAAACAAUGAAUCAACCGCAUUCGUUGCACAAAUAAAGAAGGCCGAAGAGAUGGUCGUCGAUAAUCUGGAAUUUAAAAUACCUAAACCUGAUAAGUCGGACCAUAUAG
This is a messenger RNA of Racocetra persica, 136 nucleotides long. Lineage: Eukaryota; Fungi; Glomeromycota; Glomeromycetes; Diversisporales; Gigasporaceae. The record is from the annotation of a GenBank genome assembly.